UAAUUGGUUAAACCAUCUAAACAUCAAGCCUUCCUGUUAAAAGAUAAGAACAACCAUGGCUAAUAGUUACCAUGUUAGAUCAAUUAGCCUGCCUUCAAGAUCCCAUCCUACCACCCUUAGAGUCGAACAGGAGCUGAACAAGCUCAAAACAUGGGAGGCAUCAUCAACAUCUACAUCAGGGUCAAUUUGCAUUGGCCUGUCAGGACUAGAAGAUUUGUACAAAGGAGUGAAUGAUCUACUCAGCAUGUCAUCAACACAGGAAAUCCUCUCUCACUGUCAAAAUGAAAAAUGUCUUGAAAAUUUAUUGGAUGGAUCAGUGAGGCUUUUAGAUAUUUGUGGAGUCACGAGGGACUUCUUGUUACAAUUUAAGGAGCAAGUUCAAGCUCUUCAAUCUGCACUACGCAGGAGAAAAGGAGAUUCUAGCAUUGAAAGCAGUAUAGCUAGUUAUUCUUGCUUCACAAAGAAGAUAAAAAAUGAGGCAAAAAAGUCAAUUGCUGUACUGAAGCAAAUGGACAGCAAACUUAAGGCAUCUUUACUUCAAGAUCACCACUUGAUUCAAUUGUUUAAAGAAGUUAUUGCAAUGAAUAGUUCUAUCUUCCAAUCCCUCUUCUUAUUCUUGUCAACAUCAAAGCCAAAACGCAGUAGGUGGUCUACAGUUUCGAAGUUAAUGCGCAAGGGAGCAAUAGCUUGCGAAGAAAAGCAAGAAAUUGUGAAUCAUUUACAAAGUGUUGAUGCUGCACUAAGCGAGAGGCCUCAUCUCGAGAAGAUACAAAUUGCACAUCAAAGGUUGGAGGCUUUGGAGGCCGGCAUUGAACAUAUCGAGAAUUGCUUGGAGAAUGUGUUCAGGAACUUGAUUAAAACAAGAGCCUCCAUUUUGAACAUAAUCUCCCAAUAGAGCCUUCAUAAUAUUGAUUCUGAUUUCUACCCCAAAUCCUGGAAAGGCAUCAAAAUUUUAGAGAUCUGCCAAACCUAUGUACAUAAAUCAAAUAAUUUGACUAUACAAUGAAAUACAGAAAAGUUUUGUGGUCCA
Molecule: messenger RNA, 1030 nt
Organism: Hevea brasiliensis (rubber tree)
Lineage: Eukaryota; Viridiplantae; Streptophyta; Magnoliopsida; Malpighiales; Euphorbiaceae
Exons: 1
Coding region: 56-895 (279 amino acids)
Biological process (GO): root development; shoot system development
Source: RefSeq, a predicted model, not a curated record